AUGUUCACAUCAUCAUGUGCAUGUAAAGGUAUUCGUUCAUGUAAACUUUGUGAAACAAAAAAAAAAGAUCAUUUAAUAAAUAAUGAAUCAACAACAAAUAUAAUUUAUAUUUAUUGUGAUACAUGUCGUCAAGCAAUACGUAUGGAUAUAUAUGAAUUAAAUUCUCAAUGUCCACAUCAUAAUAUUAAUAAUAAUAAUAAUGAUAUAAGUUUUCCAUUAGAUGGUAUAUAUCUUGUAUCAGAUUUUCUUAAUGAAAAUGAAGAAAAUAAUUUAUUAAAUUCAAUUAAUAAUGAUAUAUGGAUAUCAUCACAAUCCGGUCGUUUAAAACAAGAUUUUGGUAUUAAAAUUAAUUUUAAAAAACAAACAAUUAAAACAAAAUAUUUUACUGGUAUGCCAAUAUAUUCAAAUGAUAUUCUUCAACGUUUAAAAACUUAUAGAUUAUUAAAUGAUUUUCAAUCCGUUGAAUUAUGUAAUUUAGAUUAUAAUCAAGAACGUGGUUCACAUAUUGAUUCACAUAUUGAUGAUAUAUGGAUAUGGGGUGAACGUUUAAUAACAAUAAAUUUAUUAUCAAAUACAAUAUUAACAUUAAUACCAAAUGAAAAAAAUACAAAUAAAAUAAUUUAUAUACCAUUACCACGUCGUUGGAUGAUUGUACUUUAUGGUGAUGCUAGAUAUGAAUAUAAACAUUCUAUACAAUAUCAACAUAUACAAAAUAGACGUAUAGCUGUUACAUUUCGUGAAUUAACAGGAAAAAAUGAAAAAUUUUAUGAAGAAAAUAAAGAUUUAUAUGAAAGAAUUAUUCGAAUUAGUAAACGUUUUACAGGAAUAUCUGUUGGAAGAUUUGAAAAAAUUGUUCAUGAUAUUAAUACAAUGAUGAUUGAUAAAAUGGAUAUUGAUAUACCAUCAAUUGAUGAAAAUCAAUUAAAAGAAUUAUUUGAAUCAAUUUAUAAAGACAAAUUUUUAUCAUAUGAAAAAGAAAAUUCAUCUACUUAUUUAAUUAAUGUUGAAAAUAAAUAUCUUAUGAAAUUAUUUUCACAUUCAUCUAUUUCAUUUGAACAAUUACAAUCGAUUUUAUUAUUAUGUCAAUUUAAUGGAACAAUUCUUGAUAGAUCUAUUAAUCAAUCUUAUAUUGUUAUUUUUAAUAAUAAUUUUUCAUCAAAUAAACAAAUAGGACAUUUUUUAGGACAAUGGCGUUUACAUACACGUACAAAUCUUAAAAUAUUAUGGAAAAAUCCAUAUGAUAAUGAUUGGUUUAAUCAACAAUAUGCAUCUAUAAUUAAUAAAAAAAAAAAUAAUUAUCCAUUUUUUCUAUCAAAUUUAUAUACAUGUCAAGAAAAAAUUUCAAUUAUAGAAGAAAAUCAAUUAGAAUUUGGUCUUUUAUGGACUAAUAAUCAACAAUCAUUUUAUAUUAUGGAUUUAAUUUUUUAUUUUCUAAAAAAUUUUGAUUUAUUUAUUGAUAAUAUUAAAGAAAUUAUUAAUGCAUAUGAAGAAAUUAUUCAAUUAACAAAUGAUGAAAUCAAUUUUUUAGAUACAUUUAUACGUUUACAAUUAGUUUUAUUAUUAAAUAAUCAAGAUAAUAAUAUUGAUGAUGAUAAACAAUUAGAUUUACUUGAACAACUUUCUUCAAAUGUUUUUUUUAUUCGAGAUCUAAUCAGAUGA
Molecule: messenger RNA, 1659 nt
Organism: Rotaria sp. Silwood1
Lineage: Eukaryota; Metazoa; Rotifera; Eurotatoria; Philodinida; Philodinidae
Source: the annotation of a GenBank genome assembly